GCUUUGCGCUUUAACUACACGCUGAGGUGCCAAGUUCUCGCCAAAUCGCAAUAGACAUCAGACGGGCAUAGACGAGCACACAACAGAAAAAGUAUUUGUACGUGUACUACGACUUUCAGGUUAAAAAACUAGACUUCGACUGUGUAACAGGCUGUGCACUAAAUAUUUAAUAGUGUUUAAAAGAUUAAUAUAAAAUUAUAAAAUGAAACUCUUCUUCGGCUUACUGUUGGCAUCAGUGGCUUUGGGAGCUGUUUUUGGUUUACCGGCCGGCUCUCCAAGCGAUGACGCUGAAGUGAUUGAUGUGCCACGUCGUCAAGGAGCUAACAGACGCGGUUAUGAUGAAGAUUCGGAUGAAGGUUCUGCUGGUGAAACUGACUUCAGAGAUUUCAAAGGUGUUAUAGAUACCGGUGUGGGUUACCCAUUCCUGCAGCCACACCCGUUGCCGUUCUCCUUCAAUUUGGGCUUCUUCGAUGCUUUUGAAGACAUCUUCCAACGCCUACGUAAUCAACUUUGGUCUCAGGCCUUACCAGAUGGCGAAACAAUCUCAUCGCUUGAUCCCUCCAAAGGCAAUACCACAUCAACAGUGAAGGUCGUCGAUGGUCAUAAGAUCGAAGUGAACGAGACUGUAUAUGGCGAUGGUGACAAUCUCUUCAAAGUACGUUUGGUCAACAUUCGCCCGAUUGGUUCGGAUGAAGAUGUUGCCGAAACACCCGAAGCGAAUGCCAACGGCCCGAAUCCCGUUACAUCAGCGCCAACCAAAGGCGCUGAAGAGAGCGAGUCGGAUGAACGUCGCGAACCGUUAGAGAAGAAUUCGUAUGAGAAUGAAAUUAAACGUAACAUUGAUGAGCCUGAGGUAAAAUAUUAAAUGAAGGCAGAAAGAAAUAUUUUCAAUUAUCUCAAAUGAAUUUAAUUCAAACAAUAAUAACCUUGUAAAGUUUAACAUACUUUCUUUAAUUUUUUUUAUUUCAUUCAUAAACUUUUCAUCAAUUGUAAAGUUCUGAAACUAAUAUGACUAUCUUCUCUGCUUUUGUACUGUAAAAAUUUAAAACAUUUUUUUUAAUAUAUCUAAAUAUAUAUAACAACGCAACAUAUGUAUAUAAUAUACUCGCUUAUGCAUAUGUAUUACUUUAAUUAUGUAUUAUGCUGAUUAUACUUUAUCGAAUAUUACCGCAAUCUCAAAAAACGGCAUUUACGGAACUACAAUUUUGAAAAUGCAUAAUUUAGUGGCUUUUAUGGUUUUUGAAAAAUUUAUCCACAUACAUACUUACUAACAAUGAAUGCUUAUGUAUUGAUUUCUACAAAGUUUUGCUGGAACUAAUAUUUGUAUUAUAUUAUAUAUGCAAAGAAGAAAAAAAUAUAUAAAUACUUAAUAAAACAAUA
Molecule: messenger RNA, 1380 nt
Organism: Ceratitis capitata (Mediterranean fruit fly)
Lineage: Eukaryota; Metazoa; Arthropoda; Insecta; Diptera; Tephritidae
Exons: 5
Coding region: 203-865 (220 amino acids)
Source: RefSeq, a predicted model, not a curated record